AUGAAGUCGUGGUUAAUUAAUAAAGGAAAUGUUACUAAUGAGUUGUAUCCAUACGUAACGCGUUGUCAUCAGAAACCAAAAAAAAUUUUGUGGGAAGAGGGAGAUGUGAGGCCAACCAACAACUGGUCCGAGGCACUACACUGGGUUGGGUUAUCUAUGAGUGAGGUGUUUGGCCUUAUCGCUGCUGGAAGGUCGCCUUCUCAAUUUGUGCAAGUUGGUGAAAGAGAGUUCUUAUGCGAAGUUCUCGAUGCUUCCAAUGUGAACCACAUAGUCGUAUUCAUGACUGGUCUACAUCCUUUUCCAGACGGAAUGGGCGGUUCAGUUUAUGUUCGUUGGCCGUCCCCGGACGGACAAGAUGCUGGGUGGCAUUAUCUUGGCUUUGUCUGCAACAUGAAACCGAGCGCGAUAUUUAAAAUUGCACAGCUUCACUUAUCAGAAAUCCGCCAUACUGGGGUAUUCAGCGGAGGAAUGGGUUCAGGCACAUUAGGUUCUGUCCAAGUUGGGCUCAUGGUUGAGCCGCUUAUGGCUAUUGAAGGUCGAGCAGCUGCCGAAGGAACACAAACAAAUCAACAGUCUACUUUGGCCGAAUUCGCUGAAACGAUGUUGCGCAACCUGGUCAAUCACGCGGAGUCUUACGCAACCAAGCUGAGCAGACCAGAUGGGCAAGGAUUUGCUGAUUAUAUUCCGGUGUCUGCAUUGCAGGAAUGGUACAACAAUUUCCGGCGCCGAUUCGAACAAAACCCAUAUUUCUGGAGAUCUCUUAGAAAUGUUUAG
Molecule: messenger RNA, 774 nt
Organism: Necator americanus (New World hookworm)
Lineage: Eukaryota; Metazoa; Nematoda; Chromadorea; Rhabditida; Ancylostomatidae
Exons: 7
Coding region: 1-774 (257 amino acids)
Biological process (GO): protein import into nucleus
Cellular component (GO): nucleus; cytosol
Molecular function (GO): nuclear import signal receptor activity; Hsp70 protein binding
Source: RefSeq, a predicted model, not a curated record